UAAAUUUUAUCGGUUCUGAAAUCCACAAUGGCAUUCCAUGUGGGACGUCUGCUAGUGUUCUCUCUGCUUAUCCUGUUGCUGCAGCUGAGCCUCAACUGCGAGGCUAGACCAAAGGGCGAUGGAGAUGGUGAAGACGAAGGAGAUGACGAUGAUUCCUCGUCGGAGGAAACCGUUGAGGAUUCCGAAGAGCGGCGACGUCGUCGUCGGGAUGUCAGCGCCAACAAUUCGGUUGGAGGUCGAGCUGGCAUCCCUGGAUUGCCCGAUCCGGCUACGAUUAUAAAGAUAGCACAACUCUUCCAAUCGGUGGGUGAACAGAUUGUCCCCAUUCUUCUGGAGGCUGUGCUUCCUGGCGGCGAGGCAACUGGCGAUCGAUUCACCAGGGAUCUGCAGCUGCUCAAGAAUGCAAAGCGCAGCCUCGAGCUCUACUCCGAUGAGUUGCAGUCGAAGGCAAUGAAUUAAAGUGCAAGAAGACCCGAACUUUGACGACGAAGAAGACGCGAAUAUAAGUAAGAAUU
This is a messenger RNA of Drosophila nasuta, 515 nucleotides long. RefSeq names its product antennal-specific protein Os-C (gene Os-C). The transcript has 2 exons. The coding region runs from base 28 to 459 and encodes 143 amino acids. The record is from RefSeq and is a predicted model, not a curated record. Lineage: Eukaryota; Metazoa; Arthropoda; Insecta; Diptera; Drosophilidae.